UAUUUUGGUUAGUAGUACUAUUUACAUAUAUUCUGUAAUCUCUUUUUGUUUUUUUUGGGUUUUCCAUUCGACUCCGAUUCAAGAGCCCACAAUUGAACUACUAAAUUGAGUUGUUAUCGCCUAUUUUGGUUAGGUUUUUGAUCCUCGCGCCCAAUCAGCGCCAAAUUUCAAAUUCUCUUUAGGUCGGUUGUGCCCUAUAAAUAGUUCCCAACUUCGCUUCUUCUCAACCCGAUCCCCUUUCACCCCGGCUUCUAUACGAUGACCAUAUCUGAGAGAAGCAUGAACCGGCCCGUCGGAAUCAAACCGGAUCCGUCCAAGAAGCCGGUUUACCUCACCAAAGCACAGAGAGAGCAGUUAGCCCUUCAGGACGAGAUCGCCGAUCAGAAACGCUGCCACGAACAUCUUCAGGCUAAGUACAACUGCCCUUCCUCCGAUAACCACUAUUGCGGCAAGAACCGAAAAAGAGAUAGAGACAGGAACAGUGACAGAGAUAGAGAGAAGGAACCGAAUCGAGUUAGAUUGGAGAAUCCGGCAGAGAAGGAACUCGAAGCUAUUCAUGAGCAAUAUUUGGGAUCUAAGAAACCCAAGAAACGGGUGAUUACACCCAGUGCAAAACUCCGAUCAUCCUUCGACUGGCAGAACUCUGAAGACACUUCUCGUGACGUCAACCCUCUUUAUCAAAACCCUCACGAAGCCCGUCCACACUUUGGUCGCGGAUUCUUCGGUGGAAUCGACAGAAGGGAGCAGAAGAAGCUUGCCAUCAAGAAUGAGAGGGAGAUGCAGGAGGAGAUUUGGAAGAAGGGAGGUGUUGAGGCGACUGCAGUAGAAGCAGCUGCCUUGAAGAAGAAGGAACAAAAUGCUGAUUUGUAUGACACUUUUGACAUGAGGGUUGAUCAACACUGGACAGAUAAGAAGCUGGAGGAAAUGACAGAGAGAGAUUGGAGGAUAUUUAGGGAGGAUUACAACAUAUCCUAUAAGGGGUCGAGGAUACCCCGUCCCAUGAGGAAUUGGGCCGAGAGCAAGUUAACUACAGAGUUGCUUAAGGCCGUUGAGAGGGCUGGCUACAAGAAGCCUUCUCCUAUUCAAAUGGCUUCCAUUCCACUUGGACUUCAACAACGUGAUGUGAUUGGUGUAGCAGAGACUGGUUCAGGUAAAACUGCUGCUUUUGUUCUCCCUAUGCUGAAUUAUAUCACUAGGCUUCCUCCAUUGAGUGAAGAGAAUGAGGCAGAGGGGCCAUAUGCGGUUGUAAUGGUGCCCACACGAGAACUAGCUCAACAAAUUGAGGAUGAGACCGUCAAGUUUGCACACUAUUUGGGUAUCAAAGUUGUUUCUAUUGUUGGUGGGCAGUCCAUAGAAGAGCAAGGUUUUAGGAUUAGGCAAGGCUGUGAAGUUGUGAUUGCAACACCUGGGCGACUUCUCGAUUGCUUGGAGAGACGUUAUUGUGUUAUGAACCAGUGUAACUAUGUUGUUCUUGAUGAGGCUGACCGGAUGAUUGAUAUGGGUUUUGGACCUCAAGUUGUUGGUGUACUGGAUGCAAUGCCUUCAAGUAAUAUGAAACCAAAGAAUGAGGAUGAAGAGCUUGAUGAGAAGAAGAUUUACCGUACCACUUAUAUGUUCAGUGCUACCAUGCCACCUGCUGUAGAGCGGCUGGCUAGAAAUUACUUAAGAAAUCCUGCUGUCGUGACUAUUGGCACUGCUGGAAAGGCUACUGACCGCAUUACUCAGCAUAUCUUCAUGGUAGAGGAAUCUGAGAAAAUGUUUAAGCUGCAGAGGUUUCUGGAUGAGCUUGGAGAUAAGACUGCUAUUGUGUUCAUCAACUCUAGAAAGCGGGUUGACACAGUUGCCAAGAAUCUGGAUAAAUCCGGCUAUAGGGUAACCACACUGCAUGGUGGGAAAUCACAGGAGCAGAGGGAAAUCAGCCUUGAAGGAUUUAGGACAAAGAAGUAUAAUGUGUUAGUUGCUAGUGAUGUUGCUGGUCGUGGAAUUGAUAUACCUGAUGUGGCCCAUGUGAUUAACUAUGAUAUGCCAAACAAACUUGAAGCAUACACCCAUCGUAUUGGACGUACAGGUCGUGCAGGAAAGACAGGUGUAGCCACAACAUUUUUGACCUUGCAGGAUACUGAAGUCUUUUAUGAUCUUACGCAAAUGCUCAUCCAAAGCAACAGUCAUGUUCCCCCUGAACUUGCUAGGCACGACGCUUCAAAGCUCAAGCCGGGAAGUAUUCCUGGCAGACCACCUAGGAGGAAUGAUAUUGUUUUUACUCAUUAAAGUUGGAACUCAUGCAUAUUCUAUCAUAGUGGUCGAGAGUAAAGAGUUCAUAUAAUGGUAUCUGCUGAAAGAUGGAGUUGGUAGAUAUGGUGAAGGACUCCUACAUAGUGCAGUGCACAGAUUGAAGCUUGGGACUGAUAUCCUGUAGAUAAUAAGCAAUUGAACAGGCAUGAACUUCUUUAGCUCCUCGGAAUUAUCCUAAAUACUUUUUAAUAACAAUACAUUUAUACUUUAUUAAUGAAACAUUUUUUCGUUCCUUGCUUGCAUCCUUUUUGCAAUAUUUCUGUCUAUCUUUAUGUAUGCCAACAUUCUGACACCCACCAUUUGUGUAUAUAUGAUUGUUAGCUAGGCUGGCCUUUGCUCUUGUAUUGGGAAUUGGUGGUGGUGGUCGUGGAGGUGUUGCUGUAAACAAAUAUUGGAUAACCUUUUGUUAGUUUGCUUCUUAUGUGAAUCAUGUUUCUGAUUCUCUUGUCUGUUUUAUAUCCUCCCUUGUCACUAGCAUGCUUUUGCUUUUGCUUUCCUUCAGGUUUCCACCGGGAUGUUUAUAUUGGCCGUUGGAAGAGGUACUCUUUUGUCUAUUAUUUUGUUUUGAAAGAAUGAAACAACAUGGUUGGAUUAAACAACAUGCUCUGGCAAUCUAAAUAAGAGUGUCAUGGGUUGCUUUACUUUCUUUUACUUUGAUGAAUAUACAAAAAAUGUUGAAUCUCUCUGCCGUAGAACUUUUUAAGAUUCCAUAAUAGGUUUUAUUAUCUACUUCAAAAACUAAAGGCAAUCAGGGUGGAAAUGCAUCUGUUUGAGAGGAACUCUUCUAUUGCUUCACUAAAAGCAAAUUGUGUUUGGUUCUACUGAUUAAUGGAUCCAUUAACUGAUUUGGCAUGAUAUUUAGGCCCUUGUCACUUUGGAAACAAAUUUAAAUACUGUAUCCUCGCCAUCAUGUGAGAAUUCAGCACUCUCACUGAGAGAAUUUUAGCAUGACAAUACUUUUUCGACUAAGAAAUUCUUAGUGUUGCAAUAAUUGAUCAAACUUUGUGUGAGGAUACAGCCCAUUUCUAUUGCGCAGCAGUACAUAGAAGGAGGAGGUACUCCUUUAUUCUUCUGUAUUACUUUUUGCUCACACUUGACAUAAUAAAUACUACAUUUUAGUUGCAUAUACUACUGGUCUUUUCUCCAGUAUUUUCUUUUCAUACCUGUUUUGAUAUGUUUUACUUGAGCCAAGGUCUAUCGAAAAUAGUCUUUCUACCUCAAGUCCUCUACAGGUAGGGUAAGGUUGCAUACACCCCACCCUCUCAAGACCCCACUUGUGGGAUUUUACUAGGUAUGUUGUUGUUGUAUCCACUUCAUCAUUUGCUUUGAAGUUAGAAGCUUCCCAGGAAAUAAUUCUAUUUGUACAUAUUUUUUUGGAUUGUUCUCAUAUGUCAAUCCUUGAGGAUGAACUCUUAUCUGAAAUAUUUUUAGGACCUGACACUGUCUUCAAGAAGCAGAAGAACUUGUGUAAUGCUUUUAUACUUUAUGUAAAAUGUGCAUCAAUCGUCUUUGUUACAGCUAAUAUGAAAUGUCAUCUUAAUGUUUAGAUCAUGGAAAGAGUUUGGUAGGUAGGAUAAAGAUAUUAAUUUCAGGAUAAAAUUUGGGAUUAACCUUAUUUAUGUUUUAGUUUGUAGUAUUAACUAAUCCUGAGAUUUAUUUAUGGGAAAAUUACCUAUCUACACACCAUUAUUUACUAUAUUUUCUAUUAUUCCUUGCCAUUUUAAAAUAAUACAAAAAUCCCUCUUUUUCCUCCAAAAACCCAAACGUCCGGAUACAUUACUCUUCAUUCCAAACCCACGUUUCCCCACUCCUAUUUUCACUCCUUCAAUCUUUCCCUAUUUUCACUCCCAUAAUAUAAUUAGUUAUCUCCCUCAUCCUAAAAUUUGAAUUUCAAAAGAUUUCUCUCUCUAGUUAAUCAAUUUCAAAUCUGUCAAUAGGUAAUUGUCCUCUCCACUUUGUUGUUCGUUUUUUUUUAUUUUUAUUUUUCAUCAAUUUUUUGAUACAUAUGGAUGAUCCUUCGUUUAGUAGUGGGAUUACCCAAUUAAAUACAUCUAACACUGAUUGAAUUUAUGAUUAUGAUGAUCAUAAAUGGGCUGAAAACAAAUCUAAAAGCUUGCACGAUUCAUUUACAACGACGAAUCAAAAUUCCGAGAAAGCAAAGUCGAAGAAGGAUGUACCUUCAUUGUCUAAAGUGGAUGUGGAAAAAACACCCAAGAAAAGGGGUAGAAAAGUUGCUCCUGUAAUUUCUCGACCUACAUUACCCAGGGUAUCUGUUUCCUAACUGAUACUUUUUUUUUAUUUUUGAUAUCCCCCAUUGUUAGUUGCUUCAAAAAAUUUGAUACAUUGUUGUUAAAGUGAUAUCAUAUUACUAUG
Messenger RNA from Solanum tuberosum (potato), 4665 nucleotides. RefSeq names its product DEAD-box ATP-dependent RNA helicase 21-like. The transcript has 2 exons. The record is from RefSeq and is a predicted model, not a curated record. Bases 259 to 2268 code for a protein of 669 amino acids. NCBI's taxonomy places the organism in Eukaryota, Viridiplantae, Streptophyta, Magnoliopsida, Solanales, Solanaceae. Gene Ontology annotation, molecular function: RNA helicase activity; nucleic acid binding; ATP binding.